CUUUGUUAUUUUUAUUGAUAUUUCUUAUUAUUAUUAUUAUUAUGUCGACUGCUACUAUUGGAUUUGCAGAAAGCAUGCCUGAACGUGAUGAUGUUGAAUAUCAUGUAGAAUGGUUAGAUAGUCAACAAGCUUUCCCUUCUCUUUCAUCUACUAGUACUACGGAUCCUCAUCAUCUAGAAGAUUGGCAAUUCUUACAUCGACAAGAAAUUAUUCAAGCUGAACAUGAUAUACAGGAAAAUGGUCAACGAUUGGAAACCUCUGAAAUGGAAGAUAAGUGGCAGCAAGUGGAUUUCUUUCGUGAAAAGCAAUUUGUGGAUGUAGUAGUUGAUGCAACCGAUUUACCAUUAAAAGCACCUCCUAAUAAACCUAGACGACAUCAACAAAAAGUGGAAUUAACUGAAGAACAACAACGAUUAUUGUAUUGGAAUAUGAUUGAUGAUAUGGAACAAGAAGAAACUGAUUAUCUUUACCAACUGUAUUAUGAUCGCAAGAUGCCUAGUCUAAACAAUCCUGUUAAAGGUGGUCACAAACAUACUCGUCGUCAUUUGGAAGCUUUACAACGAGCACAUUUACGAUUGGAACAAGGGGAACUUUGGGACAACAACAAAAUACAAAAAUACUUGGAAUAUAUGGCUAACAUCAAUGCAAUGGAUAAUCUAGGUAACAACUCAUCCGUUCCUUCUACUAAACAUUGGGGUCGACCUCCUGCGAUGGAUCCUCGUUUAUUACAUGGUUUGGUACAUGUUCCUCUUCCCCGUAAGGCGGAUCGUACGUCUUCUUCUUCUUCUGGUGCUGGCUCGUCUCGAUCAAAAUCUUCAAGAUCAUUUAGUAUGGAAUCUGACUUUUGUUUACAAGUCAAAAAUUGAUUUAUCUUUCCUUCUUCCUGUUUCUCCUCUUUUUACUUUGUAGAUAGUAUCC
Molecule: messenger RNA, 918 nt
Organism: Halteromyces radiatus
Lineage: Eukaryota; Fungi; Mucoromycota; Mucoromycetes; Mucorales; Cunninghamellaceae
Exons: 1
Coding region: 42-866 (274 amino acids)
Source: RefSeq, a predicted model, not a curated record